GUCGUUUCCUUCGUGUGACCGACCUCACGUCCUUAACGACCAGCGUAGCCGUCGAGCGAGGACGACAGUCUACGGCAGACAUUUGUGGGUGAAUUAAAAGCUGAAAUCAUGGUUUUCGAGAUGAAGAUGCUCACAUACGGCGACCCUGAAGACGAGGAAGAAGAUGCUCCUGCUGAGGAGGAAGAGGAGGAGGAAGAGGAGGAAGAAGAAGACAUGGUGGAUCCUUUAGAAACAAUAAGAACCAAGUGUGAGCAGACUGAACACUGUGUGCACACAAAGGAGCGCCUGGAGACCUGCGAGGCCAGAGUCAGCUCCAGGUCCAGCACUGUCGAGGACUGCACAGAAGAACUCUUUGACUUCUUGCAUGCAAGGGACCAUUGUGUAGCACACAAGCUUUUCCACAACGUGAAAUGACCAGCUCUCCCAGUUCCCAUCUUCUUCAGCUGUAGAAUCUCUAACUGCUAAACUGUAAAAUUAUCUGAGCGAUUCUGUUGUUGUCCUCCUGUGUAUUGAUGUAAAUUAUUUCCCUGGUUUCUUGGACUAAAAACUCGAUAAUUUCACUAUUUCUGUGUGUAGUCAGAGGCAGUAUGUUAAAUAUGCUGCUUGUUAAGAUAAUGGGUGCAUCCAAGUUGUUGAAGGUUGAUUAAGGAAAGGAAACUUCAUUAGGCAACUCCUCACUGUAGUCCAUUCAAUGCAAACACAAUUAUGCUGCUCUGUUAUCAGAAUCUCUCAGGUUAAAUCAUGGAGUCACAAUACUCACCAGAAAAUAAAGGGUUUCUCUUGGUUUACAA
Molecule: messenger RNA, 791 nt
Organism: Labrus bergylta (ballan wrasse)
Lineage: Eukaryota; Metazoa; Chordata; Actinopteri; Labriformes; Labridae
Product: cytochrome b-c1 complex subunit 6, mitochondrial
Biological process (GO): mitochondrial electron transport, ubiquinol to cytochrome c
Source: RefSeq, a predicted model, not a curated record